CGAAACGGCAAAAGCUCGACGCCUGGAGUCCGAGUCCCGCGACGCUCAUUAUACAACUGAUCUGAGUGCUGUGCUUCAGAUGGCCCGAGUCGCCGAGAUCGAAGAUGAUCUGGUCGACCCGAAUCUUCAAGCGUCAUUGGGAGAUCAAACCCUCAGUGGGCCAUUGCGUACCGAUGCUUGGGUUGCAAGAUGAUAUGUUUGCCACCCUACAAGCCCUUCUUUGACUUUCAAUUCUGCAAACGACUGGCGAUCAUUGAUCACGAGGAGCAGCGUGUGACACGACCUGAUCAUUUCUCUUAUCUCGUAUAUUGAAGGGGAUAGAUCCUUAAUGUGGCCAACAUGACAUCAAAAGGCAACACAAGGCCGCGAUCCCACCUCUCAGAUGUCGUGUCCAACCUUGUGCGCUCCUCGCUCGGGCAGGAUGCUUCAUCCAUCCCACCCGGCCUCAAAGGCGACGAUUUGGACAGGUACAUUGCGGACCUGAUCGCGAAAGAGGCCAAGCAGCGCAAUGAUCCAACCAUCAGUUCGUCGCGCAACGCUCGGGAGGAGCCAUCGACAACUCGAGCUGCUCCCACCAAUAAGCAGUUUUUGAGUAACUUGAUCCGCGCGACUGAAGGCCACAAUCGUUCUGUGAUUCGCCAUCUCGAAAAGGAAGCACAUGCAGGACAGCGCGAGCGGACACGGGCGGAGCAGCACGGUGACAGCGACCUGACCUUUUUUCAAAGCAGCCCCAAAAGACAAGACCUUUUGAAUCGUUCACAAGAAGGACCGAAUCGCUGCACGAGGGCUUUGGGCCGUGUGCCGGAAAAUGGACAUCCUCGACAACCGUCAACGCGAAUGUCAACUCGAAUGGGCCAUUCAGAUGCCAAAGCGAGAGGCAAGAUGCGAGCAUUUUCGGAUGAAGAAGAUUCAGAGCACAGUCGGGAAGUGAUCUUUGACGAUCCUAGGGGCGCUAAACCCGCUCAAUCCAGUAUGCCAAGAUCAAGACAUGGCGUUCGGGACCGUUCCGAAGAGCGGACGCGCGAUGCUGUUGCGCCACGACGCCACCGUUACCGAGGCGGGUCCCGCUCUGCAUCACCGCCACCGAGAAAGACUUCUGCCAGGGACAUUUUCCCCGAAAGAGGCAAUGUCAGCCAUUCUGCAGAUCUGCCACCGUCCAAGAUGGAUAAGUAUUUUGCCGCAGACUACGAUCCGCGUCUCGACAUUGGAAGAGACUCGAUCGAAGCAGUCACAGACCCAAGAACAGGCCUUGUAGGCGAUGCCGGCUGGGAUCAAAUGCUUAGCGUCAUCCUUGAGAAAGAGGAUGCGAAGGCCGAGCGGCGGCGGCUGGAGAAAGAGGAAAGGCGAUGUGAGAAGGAAGCGAGACGCGAGGAGAGACGUAGGAGGAGGGAGCGCCGGUCUCGCGCCUCCAGCAGCAGCGAGGACGAUGGUGCAACGAGUCAACGCAAGGGAAGUUCAGGCAGGGACAGGCACAAGGAGAGUAAAAAACGAAGCAGAGACAGCGAACGAGGAGAUCGAACCCACGGGCACGAUCACAGUGAUAUUCUCCCCUCUCGAUCGCCUUCUCCGUCUCCGCAUCGGUCGAAGCUGCAAAGUGUCAGAGAAGAGGCUAGCGACAGCCGCAAGCCUACUUCUAGCACAGAGCUCAUAGAAAUGCGAUAUCCCAAGACACGUGAAUGGGACAUGGGCAAGAGAGACCAGUCUUUCUGAGCGUCAGCAGGUGCAAUGUAAUGUACAUUCGGCGCUAUCACUAACCCUC
Tilletiaria anomala UBC 951 is the source of this 1759-nucleotide messenger RNA. RefSeq lists its product as uncharacterized. The record is from RefSeq and is a predicted model, not a curated record. The transcript has a single exon. Bases 340 to 1710 code for a protein of 456 amino acids. Lineage: Eukaryota; Fungi; Basidiomycota; Exobasidiomycetes; Georgefischeriales; Tilletiariaceae.